AUGAUCGACCGACUGAUCCAACGUAAACUUAAGCUUGAUCGGCGAAAACCAGUUUUCGUGGUGAAGAUUGAGAUCGAAAAUGAGCCAGGAGUUUCAUUACAUGCGGGUACAAUUCGGAAACCAGCACAUGAAGGAAAAUUAUUUAGUCGAAUAGGUCAAAUUAUCGGUCUUUUGAAUCCAACAGUAUCAACACGAGUUGAAUUCACAUCAGAACAAGAAUUAACUGUCCGCCAACUACAAAUGACAGCUGUUACAAUACCUUAUCAAACAUUGAGAGUUAGUGUUAUGGUUCAAAUAUGUAGUAAUUUAAACAAAAUAAAAAUAUUUCAAUGUGGACAUGGCGAAUAUAGUGAAGCUAUGUUGCCAACACUUGAAAAACUUGGUCGAGUUGUUCAACUAUAUAGUGAUAGUGACAUUAACGCUGAAGUGCCUAGUGGUUGUUGA
Messenger RNA from Rotaria sp. Silwood1, 444 nucleotides. Lineage: Eukaryota; Metazoa; Rotifera; Eurotatoria; Philodinida; Philodinidae. The record is from the annotation of a GenBank genome assembly.